This is a messenger RNA of Theobroma umbraticum, 860 nucleotides long. RefSeq lists its product as uncharacterized. The record is from RefSeq and is a predicted model, not a curated record. Lineage: Eukaryota; Viridiplantae; Streptophyta; Magnoliopsida; Malvales; Malvaceae.
GGCAGGCUACAAAUAUUGAUAAGCUUUCUUCGUUACUGAAUUUACACAAUUUAAAGAUGAGAUUUAUUUAUUAUAAUCGGAGAAUAUAAGAAGUUCAGGAAGUUUUAUAAACUGCAUAUCCUUAAUCUUACCCUGAGAGUUUCCAGGAAGCAAAAGAGGCCUGAAAUAUGUCUUGGUUUUUCCUCUUAUUCUUGCUCGGUUUCUUGUUUAAUAAUUUCUCCGAGAGUAGCCAUGAUCAGAAACAAUCUGCAGUUGUUGUUGGAACUGUCUACUGUGAUACAUGUUUCCAAGAGGAUUUCUCGAGGCCUAGCCAUUUCAUUUCAGGGGCAUCAGUUGCAGUGGAAUGCAAAGAUGGGACUUCAAGGCCAUCUUUUCGGCAAGAAGUGAAAACCAAUGAGCAUGGAGAAUUCAAAAUUCAUUUGCCUUUUUCAGUUAGCAAACAUGUCAAGAAAAUCAAGGGAUGUUCAGUGAAACUGAUUAGAAGCGGUGAGCCAUACUGUGCUGUGGUCUCAAGAGCAACUUCGUCUUCACUCCAUCUCAAGUCAAGAAUGCACGGAACUCAUAUUUUCUCCGCUGGGUUUUUUACCUUCAAGCCACUUAAACGACCGACCCUAUGUGGCCAAAAACCAAGUAUUCAAAAUCCAAAACAACUCAAAAACAAAGAACCUCCAGCACAAAAUGUACUCCAUCCUGACUGUUUCUUAUCAACACCAUCAGUUUUUCCACCUGAUGACCCUGUUAUAAGAUUAUUGGCUUUCGGACUGAAAGCAAUAAAUGAGGGGUUGAUAACUUUUUCAAGUUUACUGGCUGACAUGAAUUCAGACGCAAGAGUGAAGAUGUCAUCUUUCACUAAAUGCUAA